Aspergillus ochraceoroseus IBT 24754 is the source of this 724-nucleotide messenger RNA. RefSeq lists its product as uncharacterized. The record is from RefSeq and is a predicted model, not a curated record. The transcript has 3 exons. Bases 161 to 613 code for a protein of 150 amino acids. NCBI's taxonomy places the organism in Eukaryota, Fungi, Ascomycota, Eurotiomycetes, Eurotiales, Aspergillaceae.
GGGUUGGAGUCUCGGAGGGGACGGUUAUUCCCGCUUUGUUCUUUCUUUUCUCUUAGCCGAAAAUCUGGAGCACUUGGUCAGUAUCCAUGUCCAUGAUAUCGAUUCAUGAUGCAAUAAAUGAGGGGCUGCCCGGCCUUUCCGCUUUUGGACUGGUUCUCUUAUGGAACGGAAUAGCUAUCUUCCAUCCGUCUUCCGCCCCUCCUUUCGAGGCUGGAUCUCGAGGUUUCCCUUCACCGCAGACCAAGAAGUACUCCCUACUACUCCAGAAGUGGUGGGCGGUGGUUCUGGCAUCCGGGAUCUAUUAUUAUUAAUACUUAGCCAUGAUUAUUCCCAAGAUCUCUCCGUGCUCCAGAAAGAUUCACCGGUACCUUCAUCCAGGCUCACGGGUUCAAUCACAAUUUUUACAUUGGUGGAGUUUAGCAUCGACUACCUCGGCCCUUGCUGCACUGCCAACUCUGCGUGUGUGGAAAUUUUGUCAUCCAUAAAUCCCCCCCACAACUUGGGGGUUCCCGGUGUUUGUUUCAAACCGGAACCAGAGUUCAAUCACCAGGGUCAAAAAAGCCACCUAGAACUUCUUACAUUUCACGUUCAUAAGGGGACAUGCCAUCUCUAGAUCGAAGAUUUUAUUCAUGCAAUAGUCAUCCAUGAUCAGCUGCGUAUUAACAUGUGGAGCAAUAUGUUCCUUCAAUUUGAAGCUACCAGGAAGAGCCCAGCAAAACCAGCC